Molecule: messenger RNA, 4947 nt
Organism: Portunus trituberculatus (swimming crab)
Lineage: Eukaryota; Metazoa; Arthropoda; Malacostraca; Decapoda; Portunidae
Product: golgin subfamily A member 6-like protein 22
Source: RefSeq, a predicted model, not a curated record
CCAAUCAGAAGGCCGGCUUCAGAGCGGGUGGCAGAGGGGGAUUGUUUGCGUCUCUGCUUCACCUCCACGGUUUUCUCUGGCAGAACCACAAAUUAUCUCGGAAACUUCAACAAAAUGAGGAGGAAGGGCAGACCCAAAAAGCAGAAAUCCGGGAAGAGCACGGGACGGCGUCCAGGAAGGCCCAGGAAGCGUAACAAUUCCUAUGAGGAAGAAGCCCCACGGCCGAGUGUGUCCAAAAAGACACAGCGCGAGCGUGAUCCAGAUGAGGCGCUGGUACCCAAGAAAGAGAAGGGUUUGGUGUCCACAACUGUGCUGGUGGUGGACGAUGGCAUGUCAGAAGGCGUGCACAUGACCACCAGUCAGGUCCAUGCUUUAGGGGCACUGGUGUCCUGCCGUGAGUGUGGUGAAGCAGUGAGGAUCGGUGUACGGCCCACCACAAAGGGCAUGAUCUCUGAGUUCACAGUGGCCUGUAACGUUUGUGAGGACACCAAGUCCACCAACACACCUAACUUGGUGCGGGAACGUAAGCGAAGAGAGAAGAAGGAUGCAGUGCUGCAGAAGACAGAGAACAUCAACUAUGCACACGUGGCUGCUUUCCUGGACAAUGGCCUCGGAUACAGCGGCCUGAGGCACUACUGCAAGUAUUUCAAUGCCCGCUGCCUCAAUGAGGCCACCUUCAUCGUGUAUGCACGGCAGGUGAUCAGUGACGUGGUGGCUGACACGGAGGACAGCCUGCAGUACAGUGCCAGCAUUGUGCGGGAGGUGUUCAAGAGCCAACUGGAGACAGAUGGCUUGGUGGACCUGACGGUGGCUUUCACUACCACCUACCACCAGUGGGGCAGUGACUUCUGCUUGGUGGCUGGUGCUGUCAUUGAGCUCACCACAGGCCUGGUGCUGGACUAUGAUGUGGCCAACAUGUACUGUCAUGUGUGCAAGAUCAAUGCCAAGAAGAUUGUGUCCAUGUCUCCGGCUGAGAUGACAGAGUGGUUCAACAAGCACCAGGACACAUGUGAGAUCCGGGAGUGGUGUGACGAGCUGGACCAUGAUGCAGAGGAGGGUGUGCGUGAGAUUGAGCCCAAGUACCUGGAGUGCUUCAUUGCCAAGAAGAUCUGGGCACGAUCCAUUGAAAAGUUCGGUUUCCGCUACACUACCUUGAUACAUGAGAGCGACGAGAAGAUCCACGAGGAGCUGUCGCGUGCUGGAGUGUACGGCGACGUGCCCAUCCUCAUCGACAGUGCCACCUCCUGCUUCAGCCGCCGAAAGAGUGAGCAUGCCAGGACCUCCUUCCAGACUAAGCUGAAGGCCAAGUGCCCUCGGGAGAGGGUCCAAACCAAAGACCGCAUCAUGUAUGUGUACUCCAUGUCCAUCCCUGAGUACAACAAGUUUGCCAUCUCAUCUAACAUUAAACUGCGCCAGCUAGUGAAGGAGAUGGAGGGAGGGGGAGUGGAUGAGGCAGCUGCAAUCAUGGAAGGCGAGGAGGGCGAGGAGCAGAUGCCCAACACUCUGCAGCUACAUGAAGUAAAGGCCAUCAAGAGGUUGGUGGCCAAUGGAGAGGAGGAGGAGGAAGAAGAAGAAGAAGAAGAAGAAGAAGGAGAAGGAGAAGGAGAAGGAGAAGAAGAAGAAGAAGAGGAAGAGGAGAGAGCUGAGAGAGAGAUACUGCUGGAGGAGGAGGAAUUGAAUAAAGAGGAGCGGGAAGUAGAUGACCCUGAGGAGCUGGAAGAAGAGGAAGGAAUGGAACAAGGGGAAGAUGAGGAGGAACUUCUGGAAGAGGAAGAGGCACUUGCAGCACAGAAUGCAGAGGAAGAGGAACGAAGGAAGCUGGCAGCAGAAUGGGGAGAAGAGGAUGAGGAGGAGGAAGAGGAAGAGGAGACUAACAUACAUGUUGAGGAAAUCCACUUGCCACUUUCCAUCAAAGAGGAACACAGAGCUGAAGUCAAAGAGGAAGUUUUGGGAUUAGCUCAUCAACUGGAGGAAGAGGAAGAGGAACAGGAGCAAGUAGAAGAUGAGGAAGGUGAUGAAGAAGAGGAAGAGGAGGAACUGGAACAAUUACGAUUGGAUGAGGAAGACCAACCAAUGGAAGAAAAUGAAGAAGAGGAGGUGGAACUGGAGUUACAUGAAGAAGUGGAGACAGUGCAAGAGGAGGAAGUAGAUGAAGCAGUAGCACCACCACCACCACCACAACAACAACAACAACCCACCUCCAAGAAGACAGGGAAAGUAGAGGAGAGCAAGACGCAGGAAAAGAGUAAGGUGACCCCAGCAAACCAAAGAGGCCAGUCAGGAGAAAUACGAUUAAUUAAAAAGGAAGAACACAAGAAGACCUCACAAGAGGAAGUCAGCAGGAAGAGAAAGCAAGAGGACAAAGAGGAAGAGCAGGAUGUUGUGGUGAAGAGAAGCAAACAGGAAGAUAGUAAGCAGACCAGUAAAGAGGAAGAGACUAAAAAGGAUAGUGAAAAAGGACAAAGGAUGAGGGAAGAAAAGCAACAAAAGGAAGACAAGGUAAAAAUAAAUGAUAAACCAAAGGAAAAACAAGAUAAACCAAAAUUGGAUAGCCAGCAAACAUUGAAGAAGGAAGAAAAACAAACAACAAACACAAAAAUAAGUGAAAAGAAGGAGGACAAACAGAAAACUGACAGCAAACAGACUGAGAACAAGGAAACCAGACUAACAGCAAACAAACCAAGUGACAAGAGAGAAGAGAGACAAAAACCAGACAAACUAAGCGAAAAGAAGGAAGAGAAGAGGUCUGUAGAAAAGAAAGCAACAGACACAAAGACACAGGAGAAGGAGAGAGGCAUCACAAAGCAGAGGGAAGAGGAUGGUAAGCCAAGGAUGGAGGUGAAACAGAAGGGAGAUGUCCACCAGCAGGAGAAAGAAGCAGGGAAGCAGACACCUAAGAGGCCAGGGGAGGGUGAUGCAAAGGCUGGUGGUGGUGAGGCUGCUGACACAAGACCCAAAAGUAAUGCAAGUAAUGCCACAGUGACUGACAAAGAAUAAGGUACUGGUCAUUUGAGUGAGACCAUAGGUGGCAUUCUGAGGCCUUGGGGGGAAGGAAAUUGCAGUGUUUCUUACUUUUUUUUUUCACAAAUGCCUUCACUCCCACCUAAUGCUAAGGUCCAUUGCUAACUAAGAAAUUGAAGUGUUUUGAUGACGAUAUUUUAUGGACCACUUGAACAUUCACCAUACCACAGCAAAGGAUAUUCUAAACUAAACCUUGUAACAUUAACAUUACUGUGCAGAUUGAACAUUAGAAAACUUACUUGCCUGUACAUACAAGUGAUAUCGCAAGAUUAUGAGGAGGUGUUUUUAAUAUGAUGCAGUUUUGUCACCAUUACCUCACAUAUCUCCCUGCACAGACUGAAGGUUUAAAGUUUGUCAUUCUGCAAUAGAGAGGUUAAGUGGCAUUAGGUUUGAUUUAUAAAUGUCCUCAGUUGUUUAGUGGUGGAUGUUCAAGUAUUUUGCUUUUUCUAAUAUGCUACUCUUUAAGCACAAGGUAAACAGUACUGCCCAGUUUAGCUUUGUUAGUUAGACUUUUUUCUCUCUUCAUACAGCUGGCCUUCUCUGAAACAAGUGCAGGGCAGUAUGUAACAAAACAUCAGGGCGUUGAUAAGUUAUCAAGAUUUAUAAACAUUAACACAAGCCACAUUUAUUAUUUUAGAGUAUUUUACACUUUUGCUUUGGAACAGAUCUUCAUGUUUUCACUCUUGCAUUCUUCUUCCUCUCAUAUUUACCAUACUGCAUUUUGUUUGUCACUUUCAGCUUGCUUCUCUCAUAUUUCCAUGAAAAAUUGAGAAAUAAAAAUGAAAAGCCAAAAAAGUGACAAAGCAGUGUGAUGUCAUGGAAUGAAGGAAGAAUGGAUGUGAAACUAUUUAGAAGAAUUUGGUUAUAAAAUUUAUAUUCUGUAUGCCAGAAUUUGUAUAAGUUAAAAAGAGAAAGAUACUGUAUUAUGUGGAUAUUCUGUAUUUACUUUUAGUGUGUGUGUGCGUGUGUGUGUGUGUGUGUGUGUGUGUGUGUGUGUGUGUGUGUGUGUGUGUGUGUGUGUGUGCGUGUGUGUGUAUGCGCCUGCCGGUGGUGGGAGUGGCAGUUACAUUCCUACAUGUAUAGAAGAUUGAGUGCAGGCUGGCAGGCCACCCCCUACUGAGGCCUCGGGGAAGCACAGUGCUGCUUCACAAUCAGCAGUUUUUCAUUCUGUUAAUUUUCAAUGUAUUUCUUACAUUAACUUAAGAUUUUUAUUAUUUUUUCUCAAGUUUUGUAAUUUAAAAUGUAAUAUUUCCUUUUCUCAAGGUGUGUGUGUGUAUGUGUGUGGUGUGUGUGUGUGUGUGGUGUGUGUGUGUGUGUGUGUGUGUGUGUGUGUGUGUGUGUGUGUGUGUGUGUGUGUGUGUGUGAGGGGGGAGGGGGACCCCACUGUUGGUGGUGUUUUGCUUGGCUUGACUUUGGUUGGCUUCCACAUCUGGCCACCACAAAACAGGUGCAGCAGCUUCCCCCACUGCAUGCACACCUGAUAUCUUUACCAUCAAAGUGCAUAAGGUCAAGCUUGCAUGUGUUCACCUGAAGUUUACAUGUUUACAUAAAGUACAGGUGUUUUUACAGAAAUUUUAAGCAGGUGUGUGUGCAAUCCCUGAAAUGUAUAUGAUGUAUCUGCUCACUGGAGGUGUGUGUGUGUGUGUGUGUGUGUUUGUUUGAGUGGGGUGGGGUUGGUGAGGGAGGGAGGGAGGGAGGGAAGAAGGAAGGCAGGCCUUGCGUUAGUAACUAGAGGAGAUGGUUAGUUGGUAAAAAACACUGUACAUUACACUCCCUGUGCAUAGAUUUAUAUACAGUAUUUGUUGUUAGAGUUGAUCUGCCUAUGACAGUUUGUGAUUCACAGCUGGUGCCUCGGCUGCCUGCCCUUCAUGAUCACUAGACUUGUACAACUGCAGAGUAUCUUUUAGGAAUUAAAGUUUCAUAUGA